AUGGGACCCAUCGCCAUGACGCUCAGGCCAGCUCCGGCGGUUCAUUUAAGGGCUCCGUACCCGGAAAAUAUGGUGUUCCCCUUGUCGUUGGCGGCAUCCCGGCCAGAUACCCACAUAGCGCAGCUGAUCGCCACAAUCCAAGAACUCUUAUCUAACGAGAAGCUACGAACUCUGUCAGACGAGCAUGGUGCUGUCUACUUCCAGAACCCCGGGUCUGAAAAAUAUGUUGGCAACCCGGUUCGGCGCGCCAUUCAUUCUAAGAACGUGGCAAUGGCCAAUGAAGGGCCCAAUACGCAGCCAGUUCACCCUCACAAUGAAUCCGGAUUAAGCCCACAUUACCCAGCUUACGUCUUGUUCUUCUGUGCCUCUCCACCUGACACGGGUAGUGAAAUCCCCAUCAACCACUCUAUUGUACUCUACCGCCUGUCUUUCAGCAGGCACCCUGACUUCAUCAAAGAUCUCAAGUGCCAGUGA
Messenger RNA from Colletotrichum graminicola M1.001, 474 nucleotides. RefSeq lists its product as uncharacterized. The record is from RefSeq and is a predicted model, not a curated record. NCBI's taxonomy places the organism in Eukaryota, Fungi, Ascomycota, Sordariomycetes, Glomerellales, Glomerellaceae. The coding region runs from base 1 to 474 and encodes 157 amino acids. The transcript has 3 exons.